CAGAAGCGGCGCCGGGGGCAACGGAGGCGCCGGAGAUGACUGAUGUCCCGGAAGUGAAGGAGGCACCGGGAGAAACAGAGGCACCCGAGGAUACAGAGGCCUCCGACGAGACAGAUGUAUUGGAAGUAACGGGUUUAAGUAAUGGACCGGAGGUAAAAGACUUACCAGAGGCAGCAGAACUUAUCGAAGCAGAGGAAUACAGUGUGCCCACGGAUGAAGAGUCUUCGAAACUAUUUUCUGGAAACCUUCCGGAAGAUGUGUCAGAGACGCAAGGAUCACUGGAUUCGGUGACGGUGGAGAAAACACUGGGUAACGAAAAGGAAGACUCCUUAGACGACAACCAGAACAAGGAGACGGACGAUUCUGAAGCGGAGGAUAUGACGGAGGAAGGAAACGCGUCAAGGGAGGAGGAGGAUAACAAUGAUGACGAUGAUCUCAUUGAAGAAAGAAAAGACGUCAAGGGCGGUGACGGUAAUGAGGAAGAUGAUGUGGGACCCAUCGCUUUGGAUAACGGAGAGGUCGUCGCAGCUGAUAAUGAAGAGGGUGCCGCUGCUGAUAAUGAAGAGGGUGUCAUUGCCGAGAAGGAAGAAGGCAAGGCUGUGGACGAACCUAGCCCAGGGGCCCAAGAGGGAACAGCACUAUCCCCCGCAGAUGACAGAGAGGCCGGCCAAGAGGACACAAAGUCCCCCUUACAGUGGACGAAUCAAGAG
Messenger RNA from Lymnaea stagnalis (great pond snail), 710 nucleotides. Lineage: Eukaryota; Metazoa; Mollusca; Gastropoda; Lymnaeidae. The record is from the annotation of a GenBank genome assembly.